AUGCCUAAUUCCCCUGCCCCAUUGCAAGAAAGGAAACGGUUUAUAGAACAUAUUGUCACGGUGUUGUUGAAGGCCAAUGCUAGACUUAGGACUCCCAAGAAAAAAGCAAUGCAAAUAGAACAUGAAGUGGCCAAGACUGCUACUUCUUCGACAUAUGGAACCUUAAUCAGACAAAGAAUUCACAAACUUUCCCAUCCCGAGAAGUAUAAGCCGAAACCAAAGACCCCAUCCAAGCAAGAACAAUUGGAGAUCUUGAGAAAAUGGUCGAUAUCAACAGAAAAGUUAAGCAAGUUCGGAUUUGUGAUGGAUAUUCCUAAAGUGGAAGAUUCUGAAGAAUCGCUUUCAAGAAAGUGUAGUCGAUGUGGUACUCAAUUUCAAACAAGUGAGCAGUUACAACCAAUUGAAUGCCAUUAUCAUUGUGGCAAGAUUCGACGCAAGCAAGAUCGUCUGAGAUAUCAUGAAUGUUGUAUGGCUGAAGAAAACCAAAACCCUUGCUCGGUUGCCAAACAUCAUGUAUAUUUAUUGGAUACUGUGGAAGAGAAACAAAAGUCAAUUCCGUAUCAGUUCACCCGAGACUUGUUUAAAGAAACUAGAGAGGAGUAUCCUGUUCUUGGAAUUGAUUGUGAGAUGGGAUUCACUACGAAAGGGUUCGAGCUAAUGAGAAUUACUGCUGUAGAUUUCUUUACUAACGCCACAGUAUUGGACGUAUAUGUACUUCCCUUUGGUGAAGUGGUUGACUUGAAUACGAGAUUUUCCGGUAUUUCCGAGAUCAACGACAAGUUUGUUCUGUUUGACGAGCUGCUUAGGCAAUUGGGACAAGUAAUGGAUCUGAAUACGAUAUUAAUAGGCCAUGGAUUAGAAAAUGAUAUGAAUGCAAUGAGGUUAAUCCACGACAAAAUAAUCGAUACCAGUAUAUUAUAUCCAAAGUUUCAACCUAGUCCUACGUUUCGAUGGAGUCUUAAAGACUUAGCAUUCAAAUUUCUAAGCCGAAACAUUCAAAUUGGUGAGCAUGAUAGUGCUGAGGAUUCUAUUGCUGCUAUCGACAUAGUCAAGCAUUUCAUGAAUAAGGAAUUAGCACUUGGUUGA
Molecule: messenger RNA, 1086 nt
Organism: Spathaspora passalidarum NRRL Y-27907
Lineage: Eukaryota; Fungi; Ascomycota; Pichiomycetes; Serinales; Debaryomycetaceae
Gene: REX3
Product: RNA exonuclease
Exons: 1
Coding region: 1-1086 (361 amino acids)
Cellular component (GO): nucleus
Molecular function (GO): exonuclease activity; nucleic acid binding
Source: RefSeq, a predicted model, not a curated record